CGCAUCCCUCGUCUCCUCCCAUCGAUUCAAUUCUCUCACUUCCCUCACCCAAAUCUGAUUGUUGUUGGGCAAAUUAGGGCUUUUUUUCUUCUGCAGGCGAAACAGAUUCGGGAAGAAGGGUUUGUCUCUUUCUUACCCAAUCAUUCGUCUUGCAGGUACCGGUAGAUCGAGUUUUCUGUAAUUUAUUUUCGCCGCCAUGACUUCCCCGAGGGAUGAGCAGCUGACCGAGACUCUUGGCGAUUUGUCUCUUCAAGAUCAGGAGGAUACGAAGGUCGGAGGACAGACGCAUCCUCCGAGUUUUGGCAAUCAUGGUGGGUGUUGCGCAAUAUGCUUGGACAAAAUCCCUCUUCAAGAAACCGCCAUGGUGAAAGGCUGUGAACAUUCGUACUGUGUGAUGUGCAUUCUUCGGUGGGCGAGCUACGUAGAGAAACCUACAUGCCCACAAUGUAAGAAUCCAUUUGAUUUUCUCAAUGUCCACCGGGCUCUUGAUGGCAGCAUUCAGGAUUUUAUGUUUGAGGAGAGUGUGUGCCUUCUCUUGAGAGCUUCGUGGUUUCAGCCUCUGGAUGUGGAGGAACGGGUGUCACAAGAUGAUGGCUUUGAGUAUUUUGACAUUCCAUGCGAAUAUGACAUUCCAUGCGAAUACGAGGACGAUGACCUUGACGAGUAUUACUUGUGUGGUUCAAGUGUUCGCAUAGGAAACAGGAGGUGGGGCGGCAGUGGGUAUGUCAGGUCAGGCCGUCAAGAAGCCAGACCCGUCCAACAUCGAUCCCGUAAUAAUGGUCAGGCCUCGGGCUCUGGAACCGGCUCUUCCUCUUCCACCCGUGAGCCGCAAACAAAAACUAACGCAACUGGAAGACGCGCGAAGAGGGCAAUGAAGCGUGAAGCCGCAAACAAGGUUGCAGAAGCAGCAGCGGCUGCCAAGCACGAGGCUCAUUUGGUUAGGCUGGGAAGGAAGUGAAGUGUGGCUAUUACAUCAGUGAAAGCAGCCACUGGGUUUGGGUAUAUCGAAGCAUCUGUACAGUCUUUUAGGUUCUGAUGUCGUGGAAAUGGUGCACAAAUGACAAAACAACAAAACUUGUUGGUGGAUUUCAGAUAUUUUCUGGUUCCAAAACUUUGUUCAAUAUAUUGACUGGUAAGUCCUGAUAUGAAUGUUGUUAACGACAACAAGCAGAUGGGUUUAUCUACAACAAAUAAAAUGUUUUUGUUUUCCU
Tarenaya hassleriana is the source of this 1211-nucleotide messenger RNA. RefSeq lists its product as uncharacterized. The record is from RefSeq and is a predicted model, not a curated record. NCBI's taxonomy places the organism in Eukaryota, Viridiplantae, Streptophyta, Magnoliopsida, Brassicales, Cleomaceae. The transcript is spliced from 4 exons. Bases 197 to 958 code for a protein of 253 amino acids. Gene Ontology annotation, molecular function: metal ion binding.